Cyclopterus lumpus (lumpfish) is the source of this 1535-nucleotide messenger RNA. RefSeq names its product chromosome 4 C8orf82 homolog (gene c4h8orf82). The transcript has 3 exons. The record is from RefSeq and is a predicted model, not a curated record. Bases 141 to 857 code for a protein of 238 amino acids. Lineage: Eukaryota; Metazoa; Chordata; Actinopteri; Perciformes; Cyclopteridae.
ACUUCCGGGUUCUAGCUUUGUACACAACAACAACAACGCGAGGGCAAAACCAUGGGCACAACUAGCGCAGUCUAACGCACGAGCCGUCCUGUCUGUGUCCGAGACACAGACAAAACACAUCCUUCCCUCUUUCAGUCGCCAUGUUGUUCCUCCGGACCGCCGCCCGCCGCUGCAGAGGUCUGGCCGCCCCGCGCUGCCUGCCCGUCGGCCACAGUGCCUCCACAUCCACCGCUACAUACGUCCAGGGCCAGAGCCCGGAGCCACGUAUCCGGGAGUACUUCUACUAUAUUGACCACCAAGGGCAGCUGUUCCUCGAUGACACUAAAGUGAAGAACUUUGUCACCUGCUUCAAAGACAAACCGUUCCUGGUCUUCUUCUUCAGUCGGCUGCGUUCAAAUCGGAGUGGCCGCUAUGAGGAGGACUUCCCCUUCUUGUCCCCGUGCGGCAGGGAGAGGAACUUUGUGCGCUGCGAUGACCGCCCCGUGGUCUUCACCCACCUGCUGCAGAGCCCCGCGGGGUCUCCGGGGAUCACGGCCGAUCGGGAGCUGCUGUCGUACUGCGGCGGGGCAGAGAAGCUGUCCGCCCCGUUCCGCCCGGAGGCGCUGUACAUGCAUCCCGACAGCGGGCGACUUUACCACCCGUGCUCGGAGCGCGCGGGCGGAGGCGGGGUCGGCCUGGUCAGGUCGGCUCUGGCCAUCGAGCUCAGCCCGUUCUUUGUCUACGCUCCGGAGCGCGACCAAUCGGGACAGCCGACGCACUUCCACUGGGGGGGGCGGAAGCACACACUGACCAAUGUGCUCGCGGGAUGCUUCCCCACUGCGGAGGAGACCAGCGGGCAGCAGGACGGACUGGGAUAACUGAAUGCACGUGAAGCCAAUCAGUACCCCACACUGUGGGGGAAAGACAACCACGUUCUCACAUGUUGUUGAUCACGAUGGGAUUGUUACUGUUUGAAGCCGGAGCUCAUGUGACUCCGUGUAAUGUGAUAUAUCAUAUUCAUUGAAGAUGCAGAGUGUUUUGGGGGGGCUUGAGACUCCUCAAACCAAGCAGCAUCUCCCCUCAUUACAGGUUGCAGUUAAACCUAUUUUCCCCUUUUAGAGUCCCUAAAUUAAUCUGCAACUUGUUUACGGUAGAACUUCCCAGUAUGUCACAAGUGAAGCAGGUAAUUGAAGCAACUUUGCUAAAGAGAAGAGGGCAGUUCCUUUGCACACUGAGAUGGUUAUACAACAAACAACGGCCAGAAUAAUACAAAGCCUGCAAAUAGAACAUAUAUUAUAUAUCAUAUUUAUAAGAAACAGCUACAUUUUCAGAGUCACAGAUUUUUGCAGCAGAGUGCUAAACAGAUUUUGGCUGAAUUAAAUUUGAAAAUGUGCUUGCGUGGAUUAGAAUCAAAUGGUAUUUAAUGUUCUUGAGAUAUGAUAGAAGAAAAAAAACAUACUGUGAAUGUCAUUUAUUUACACACUAGCAUUGAACAUAUUCUACUGAAUUUAGGCCAUACAAUCAGAUCCUUCUUUAAUAAAGUGCAAUACUCUGAA